AUGAUGGGCUUCCGGCAGAAUGCUGAAGCUUUGGAAAAGUCAAAGCAUCUGAGAGUAUUGAUUCUCAAAUUUAAGGCUGAUGCCUUCGUUGAUUCAAACACCACCUAUGCCGAAGUUGGUGGUGUGAAAGUAGUGAAUCCAAAUGGAACAUGCUUGAGUUGUGACUCUCAGGCAGUUUGCUCCUCUCCAGACGAGCCUGAAGUCAAGGGAGACUCAGUGCAGAAAGCCUGCCGUGGUGAAAGAUGGAGUUGGAAGGUAUCACCUUCUUCUAAGUUCGACAUCAUGAUCCAGUUUCCGCUGUCCAAGCUGAAAGAAAGAGCAGAUUUUGGUGUUGUGGUCACCAGCGCUGUUGACUCAUCAGGCCAAAAUUCUGCACAGCAGCAAGCACGGCAAGUACGAAAUUGGGUGCUAACCACUGUAUUGGGCACCCAAGACACGUCGACUGGAACAUGGCUUCGAUCAGCUUGGUCCAAGGUGGCAGUGAACCUCAAUGGAGACUUCCGCUCCGUGGUCACAGGCACUCAGGGUGCGGUCCUGACCAAGGAUGAAUCCUUUGGCAAGGCUUUUAAAGGAAAGCCCAAAGUCACUGAAUGUGAGGAGGACUUGACCCCAUACAAGCUCUCUGGUUGCGCAGCAGAAUUUUGCACUUCUCCACCGGCUUCACCGGCUUACAUAGUGUCCGAGAACAGCUUGGCAAAAGGCGAUUUCAUGGUGGAGGUUGCGUGCAAGAAGCCUUACUUUGGUGAGCCGGAAGCAACAGUGUGCGCAGGGGAUGGCAAACCAUACGAACUGUCUGGCUGCGAGCUCACGACAACCACCAUCACCACUACAACGACCACAACUAGCACGACCACCCUGACGACCACUUCUACUUCAACCUCCACAACAGAGACCAGCACGACCACUACAACAAGCACCUCAACCACGACAGAGACGACAACGACAACUUCCACCACUGAAACUAUCACCACUACAACAACAACCACCAGUACAUCAACCUCCACCACCACAGCCACAACUACAACAACAAUUGUAGUGUGUUCAGAGACGGAGGACAAAGCAUACAAGCUGACUGUCACAAGUUUGGAGGUGCCAACAUUUGCUGUUGCAGCUUCAUGCGCUGAUGGCUAUGAAGGCGAUGCGAAUGUAGAGGCCUGUGAAAAAGAAAAUGAACCUUUCAAGCUCACUGGAUGCAAAGAGAUCGUAUGCCAAACGCCUUCCGAUACCUCUGGGUAUGUGUUGACAGAAACCAGCACAGCCGCCAGUGACUUUAAGAUUUCUGCACAGUGUGCACCGCUUUUUCAUGGGAAUGCAACUGCUGUGAUGUGUGCCACAAGUCGUGAGACGUAUGAGCUGAAAGGCUGUUUAGCCGAUGAAUGCAGCUCUCCGGACGACAGUACAGGGUAUGCAUUGACGGAACACAAUCUGAGUUUGAAAGGCUUCGAUGUGCAAGCGAAUUGUGCCGACGGCUACACAGGAGUUGCGCAGGUUCGGAAGUGCACCAAAGAUGCCGAAGCCUAUAUCGUGGAGGGCUGUGAGAGCACCACCACAUCCACAACCACAACUACCGAAACAGAGACAUCCACCACCACCACGACAGUCACGGAAACAAUAACUGUGACAGAGACAAUCACAACAACUACAACCAGCACAGAGACAAUCACAACAACUACAACCAGCACAGAGACAUCCACAACAACAUCUUCAACCAUUACAGUCACAGAAACAUCAACCACAACGACGACAAUUACCUCGACCGAGACCAGCACGACAACGCUAACUUCAACGGAGACCACUACAGAAACCAGCACAUCUACAUCCACAAGUACAUCAACGACCACUACCACAUCUACAACAACAAUUACAGAGACCACCACCAGCACAACCUCAACCACAAGCACCUCUACUGUCACAUCAACUUCCACCACGACAACUUCAACAAGCACCACCACUAUUACAGAAACGGAAACCUCCACCACUACUAGCACAACCAGCACAACUCAAACAAGUACAUCCACGAUGACAACCACAUCAACGCUGACCACUACUACAACCACCACAUCAACGUCGACACUGACCACCACCAGCACAACAUCAACAUCGACAGUCACAAGCACUACAACUACAUCCACAACCACAGCCACCAGCACCACCACGACGUCCACGACAACAAGCACCACAACAACAUCAACAUCUACAAUUACCAGCACAACCACAACCACAACAUCCACCACCACAAGUACCACUGCUACAACGACAUCCACAACGACUGCGACUACGACGACCAUCACCACUACAGAAACCAGCACUACCACCACAAGCACAUCGACAGUCACCUCCACUACUACGACCUCCACUAGCACCGUCACCACGACAACAUCAACAUCUACAACAACAAUCCAGGCAGUUUGCAUCGCCCCAGACAGCACUGUGGGCUAUUUGGUGUCAGAGAACAACCUCUUCGUAGAUCAUUUUGCUGUGUCAGUGACGUGCAACAAAGGCUACGAGGGUACGCCUGUUGCUACUGCUUGCAGCAAGCAUUUAGGUGCAUUUUUGCUCAGUGGCUGCACACCUGCGCUGUACUGCAAAGCACCUGUCAACACAGUGGGCUACCUGGUCACAGAGAACAAAUUGGACAUUGCUAACUUUGAUGUAGCGGAUUCUUUUCCGUCAGCGCCCAAUGUGCGCCUGGCUAUGCUGCGAACUCAGUCUAUUGUCUCAAGUACAAGCCUACGAUAUCCUACGAUUGGCCCUGAAAUCCUCCGCAUUGACUCCAAGGUUGAGGAAAGCUCGCAACAUGCCAGGAGUCAAGAAGGAGGAAUCGAUGGACAAGAGUGCAACAGGAAGCAACGACAAAGAAAGGUCGAGAUCGCCUCGGAGAACCGUCCGUUUUCCCUCGAUGAGUCCUCCUACCAGAAGGGAAUACAAAGCAGCCACCAUGGACAAGAUCGACAGAAGCCCAAGGAGGAAUCAGAGGCCUCAGGAUCGAACUCCACUCCCAAGAAAGCGAAGGAGACCUGUGACACCAGAUGCACCACGCAAGGCGUGCCAACCAUUUGGCUACCGCCGCCGGCGCCAUGGACAUACAUCACGGUGGCGGUCAGCGGCAUCACCCUCCUAUGCCUCAUCUUCGGCACGAAGGCGUGUUGCAAGUCCUGCUGGGCAACUCAGACGACGCAGAACAAGAAAGCCAUCCAAGCAGGUCUGGAGAAACCAUCAACUUCUGGGGAGGGAAUGCUUCCUAGUCCUGGAUUAGAUGGAGGAGGACAGGAAGACACCAACAACCUGCUCGGCACGAUGGUUUCGGAACAAGGCGAAGACAACACAGCGGGCGAGGGGUCAACAAUGAGUGAAGGAGGCCACAAAUUCCCUCCUUCACCACCUACAGCGAGUGGUCCACCAUCGCCGCAGAAGAAUGGAGGACCAUGGUGGAAAGAAUUGCUGGCUUCCCCGGUCAAGAAACUCAGGCUGGGACACUGGAGCCAAAGGUUUCAGAACGUCUUGAUGCCAGACCUGAAGCUUCCACCACCGACGAGACCUCAUGCGGAAGAACCCGUGGUACAGACACCCUCACAUGUGGACGCCAGCCGAAAGACGAGAAAAGGGCGGGGAACUCCGUCAGGGAACGCUAGAAGGAGAGACCUCCCCAAGCGCCCUUCAGCUCGAAACUUGCCAAAGCCGUGCAGGCGGAAUGCGGUCAAACUGGCAACAUCCAAGAAGAAGGCAGAGGACUUGGUGAAGAAGGUGGAGAAGGACUUCUACGCCAACUCAUCCAGGGCAGCGCAAACGUCCAGAAGGAAAACAGUCGAGAACAUACUGAAGGCAGGGGAGCGGACAUUGCCCCUCACCCCUACGGCACUGAAGUUCGUGGUGGGUAUGCUGAAGGAAGCGGGUUACAAGUCAGCCCAAAUCUACUUGGCAGAGGCAAAGAAUAUGCACGUGGAGAAGGGCUUUCCCUGGAGUCAUUUACUAGAUCGAAAUUACAAGCUGUGCUCGGCAGCAGCAAAAAGGGGCGCAGGCCCACGCAAGAAAGCAGUGGAAGUGGCGGAACAUCAGUGGGCUUCGCGUCAACUCUUGGACGUUACGCCACCACGAGGCAACAAAGUCAGCCUUCCAGCUCAUUUGUUUGCAUGCGGUGUACAUUGGAUGAUGAGGGAAAUCGAGUUGGCGGCGUUGAGAUCAUCCAACAUCAGCUUUGAGGCGCACAACCGAACGGUCACCAUCACCUGGGAACAAUCCAAAAUGGACUCAGAGUGCAGAGGGCUGGCCAGGACACUACAAUGCAUCUGCAGCGACGGUUGCGACAUGCGAUGCCCGUACGCAGUCUUGGAAGUGUUGGUCAACAAUGCGGCUUUGAAGGGCGCGAAGGAUGGCCACAUAGCCUUCAACGACAAGGGCGACUCCGCCACCAAAGCAGAGAUCGUGGGUGACUGGCAAAAAUUGCACGGAGAAGCAGUGUCAGGUCACUCCACUCGGAGAUCGGGCGCUCUGCAAAACAUUCGCAAAGGAUGGGCAGUCAGCCAGGUAGCCUAUCUCGGCCGAUGGAAGAGCAACGUUAUCCUAGAGUAUGCCCAAGAGGCGCUGGAGACCAUGGCCAUCAACGCAGGGAACACGUUUGGGAAGACAUCCGUGGAGGCGGACACGGGCACGAAGGGUCUAUCAUUGUCAGACAUGCUGACCCUGAGCAAACAAGUAGAGUCCAAGGUGGACAAAGCACAGGUACAACGCCUGAAAGAGGAGUUGGAAAUGUUCAAGGCGGACACGAAGGGAGCCAGCGAAGCCCUCUCAGGAGCUAUGAGAACUAUGGAGGACAAGCUGAACACGUCCGCAAAGUAUCUACCUCCCUUAGUCCGAUCAGCACGGCAUCAAGUCACCCAUCUCAACCACAAAACCUUGGUCUUCUCUCCCUUGACGACGUGGAGGACCGCGUGCGGCUGGUAUUACUACUUGGCGAACUAUCAGUUCGUGGAGGGAGACGAAACCUGCGUGACGUGCACAAAGUGCCAAAUGUCCGCGCAGCGCAAGGAGGUGGAAAAGGCAGACAUUUAA
This is a messenger RNA of Cladocopium goreaui, 5049 nucleotides long. The record is from the annotation of a GenBank genome assembly. Lineage: Eukaryota; Dinophyceae; Suessiales; Symbiodiniaceae.